Branchiostoma floridae (Florida lancelet) is the source of this 961-nucleotide messenger RNA. Its product is annotated as polyubiquitin 11-like. NCBI's taxonomy places the organism in Eukaryota, Metazoa, Chordata, Leptocardii, Amphioxiformes, Branchiostomatidae. The coding region runs from base 246 to 809 and encodes 187 amino acids. The transcript is spliced from 2 exons. The record is from RefSeq and is a predicted model, not a curated record. Gene Ontology annotation, molecular function: ubiquitin protein ligase binding; protein tag activity. Gene Ontology annotation, cellular component: nucleus; cytoplasm. Gene Ontology annotation, biological process: modification-dependent protein catabolic process; protein ubiquitination.
CUCAAAUUCGUGACGUCACGAAUCAAGAUGGCGGUAGGACGGUCUUUGUGGUGAUGUUUUGUCUUCUAGAGUUUUGAUAUAUUCGACACGGAAGGAAACAUAAAUGGACGAUUUCUACCGUACAGAAUACUUCUCAACAGGCUAGCAAAGACUUGUGGCACCAGACUCAAGUGUGUAACAGACUGAAGUCAUUGUACACAGCAACAGAAGUUUCAGUCGCCUCGUAAACUAUUUCCAUUUCCAUCAUGGCGAAACGAAAGCGAGCGGGGGAUGCAGACGAAGAUGUCGUCACCAUGUCGACAUUGAGAGAACUUCUCGACAAUCAGAAGAAGGAGUUGACCGGUCUCAUGGAAGUCCAGGAGAGGAACUUCAGAUCCUUCAUGGAAACGGUCAUGGUCACAACCAACAGGCGACUUGAUGACCUCAUCCGCGAGGUCCAGGACGUCAAGGGGAGCCUGCAGUACUCGCAGGGGGAGAUAGGGGGCGCUGGGACACGGUGUCGAGAAGAACAGGAGCAGAGGAUCGCUAAGAUUGAGUCACAAUUUGCAAAACUCAGAGCCGAAUCCAACAUCUUGCACCUCUACGUUAAAGGAAUCACUGGAAAAACAACUGUUUUGAGAAUCCACAAGGAUGCCACAGUGGACAAGCUGUUCCGGAAGAUCAGCAAGGGGAAUAGGAUACCUCCUGAAGAUUUGCGUAUCCUGUACACAACCAAGCAAUUGGAGUAUGGUGGUGACAAAUAUCUGUCUGACUAUGAUGUGAAAGAUGGGUCUACGCUUUUUGUUUGUCUUCGUCUGAGGGGAGGGUAAGAAUGUAUCUGCUCUAGCAACAAACAAGUACAACUCUGAGUCUACAUCAGGGUUGGACAGUAUGGGACCAUGUUGCUAGCAGUCCAUCUGUCCAUCCAUCCAUCCAUCCAUCCAUCCUGCUAGGCAGGGACAUCCAACAGCCAAACUGCCUG